Aureobasidium namibiae CBS 147.97 is the source of this 1521-nucleotide messenger RNA. RefSeq names its product WSC-domain-containing protein. NCBI's taxonomy places the organism in Eukaryota, Fungi, Ascomycota, Dothideomycetes, Dothideales, Saccotheciaceae. The record is from RefSeq and is a predicted model, not a curated record. Bases 1 to 1521 code for a protein of 506 amino acids. The transcript has 3 exons.
AUGGUCUUUUUGACCUCUUUCCUUGUGCUGUGCGGCAGCACUUCCGUACUCGCUCAACAAUAUGCUGGAGAUAUCAUCAGCGCAAAUCUUCCAACUAUCAACAAUGCUGAGGUCGCAUUCUUCAAGAUUGACGACCCUAGUGGCAAAAACGACGCGCUGACUUUGAUCAACUACUACUCUCACGGUACCGAUGGAAAUCGUAUCGUGGAAAGCAACAUCCAAAGAGCUGUUAUUGUUCUUCAUGGUCUUUUGAGAGAUCCUUGGAACUAUGAGAACGAUAUGCUCAAUGCUCUUGCAAUGGUUCAAGACACCAAUGUCAACCGUGAUAGUGUCGCUGUCAUGGCCCCAUACUUCCCCAAUGGCAACGACAAGAACUACGGCUACCCUUGGACGGAUGGCCAGAAGGCAGGCCAAGGCUCUACAACCAACGCAUUGGUCUGGUCUGGUUCACAAUGGUCUGCUGGCGCAAACAACCAAUACCCCCACAACAGCCGGAACACAUCCAGUUACUACAUCCUUGACGAAUUGGUCCGUUACUUUGACGACAAGACUCUCUUCCCCAACAUGAAGCAGAUUGUGCUUGCUGGACACUCGUUGGGUGGCCAAAUGCUACAGCGUUACGCUGCAGUUGGUGACCAACUCGAGACUGAGUCGCCUGUUGUUCUGUGGAUUGCCAACGGAGAUUCUUGGGCAUGGCUCAGCGAUUACCGCCCUCUGAACAUUCCGGACUGUCCCACUUACAACGAUUACCGUGAAGGUUUCGCUCAAUACGUCGAGUACGGCAUGACUUACGGUGCCAAUCUGGUCGCCCAAGGUCUCGAUGCUAUCAAAGCAAACUUUGAUAGCAAGCAAAUUGCUUGGGCUCGCGCUCUCCAAGACUUUGGUAAUCAUGCUUCAAGCUGCGCGCCCGAAACCACUGGCCAGGACAGAAACGAACGUUUCUUCUUCUUCAUGAAGUGGUUCCAACCUAGCUGCCUUGACCCUUCCAGUAUCAACUGUGACACUGUCGAUUUGGUCGAUGCUCCCCACGAUAACGGACAGAUGUUCCACUCUGCAGCAGGACUUGCCCGUCUCUUCACCGAUAACUUCUACGGCGACAAGAGUCGCGCGUACGACUUUGGUUACCCUCGCAAGCAGCAGGGUGACGAUCCGUUCCCGGAUCCUAGCCUUGUCAGCACUCCUGCAACAAGCAAUUACAACACUUAUGCUGGCGGUCUGACCUACCAGGGCUGCUGGACCAACCAAGCCCCGACAACAGCAAAUGCACUCUCGACCUUGUUGUACGAUGAUGCAAGCAACACAAUCGAGACAUGCACAUCUGGCUGUGUGAAUGCAGGUUACAAAGUUGCUGGCAUGUCGGAUGCAACCAAGUGUUGGUGCGGCAAUGAGAUGAGCUCUGCAUCUGCUAUCCUCACUGUUGAUAUGCAGUGCAAGUCUCCAUGCCCUGGAAACACCGCUCAGAUCUGUGGUGGUAUCUCCCGCCUUUCUAUCUUCUCUGCUGGAUAUCCCGCUUUUGUUUAA